AUGUACUUUUUAAUAGGAAUUUUUUUUCUUCUUUUAAUUAAAAUCAAAUCAGAUUGCUAAUUUUAAUUGAACACUUAUGAUCUAAGUCUAGGUUUAGCUUAAUGUUAAAAUUGUUAAAUAGUUUCAGAUAUCAAGUAUUGCCCAAUUCCUUGCCUAAAUCCACCUCCAGUAAAUGGUUUGAUUUAUAAUUACAAUACUUUCUGUUAUUAAUAUUGUGGAAAUGGAAUAGUUGCACGAAUUUAGGGUUUAAACAAUUGUAAUGAUAAUUUAAAUACCUGUAUUGAAGGAUAUUAAUGGAGCAUUACAGAUUAAAAAUGCAUUUAAAAUUUAGCUUGUGUUGAGAAAAUUUUUGAUUAAAACCUUUUAAUUUAUCAGUGCUAAAAUUGUUCUUUAGCUUCAAAUGUUUAAGACUGUUAAAUGAUUUCUUGCUCAAGUUCUUAAUACCAUUCAAUAAAAAAUAGAAGAUGCUAUGAGUAUUGUACAGAUGGAAAAAUUGCAGAACGUUAUGCUGAUUGCAAUUCAUAAAAUGUAUUAUGUGUCGAUGGAUAUCAAUUAAAUUCAUAGAAUAAAUGUGAGAAAAGUAUUUGCCCUGCUAAAAUUUCUACUUCUGAUACUUUUUCAGCAUUUUUAUCACAAUGUCCAAAUUGUAGAAUUACAAUUUAGAAGAUGGAUUGCUUUUAUCAACCUUACUGUGUAUCUAAUUCAGAACUACUAUAUUAUAAUUAUCAUUAUUAAUUAUGUAUGGCAUAUUGUGGGAAUGGAAUUAUUGCAUUUGAUAAAUUGAGUUGUCCUUUUUCAAACUUAUGUAUAAUUGGAGCAUAAUGGAGCGAUUCAGAAUAAAAAUGCAAAACAGAUUUUAAUAUAUGUUAGAUCCCUGAUAAUUAUGUGCAGUUAAGCCCAAAUUGUAGUUUUGUAACAAAUACUAAUUAUUGCUAAAAUAGUUGCAAAAGCUAAUAAUAAUAAAGAAAUGAUUUAUUUUUUAUUUAAGAAAAUUAUUUGAUUUGA
Molecule: messenger RNA, 1005 nt
Organism: Tetrahymena thermophila SB210
Lineage: Eukaryota; Ciliophora; Oligohymenophorea; Hymenostomatida; Tetrahymenidae
Product: transmembrane protein, putative
Exons: 1
Source: RefSeq, a predicted model, not a curated record